This is a messenger RNA of Sabethes cyaneus, 7911 nucleotides long. It is a transcript of the gene Sec16, whose product is annotated as protein transport protein Sec16A. The record is from RefSeq and is a predicted model, not a curated record. Bases 443 to 6850 code for a protein of 2135 amino acids. The transcript has 16 exons. Lineage: Eukaryota; Metazoa; Arthropoda; Insecta; Diptera; Culicidae. Gene Ontology annotation, cellular component: endoplasmic reticulum exit site; ER to Golgi transport vesicle membrane. Gene Ontology annotation, biological process: Golgi organization; autophagy; COPII vesicle coat assembly.
ACUGGUUCGAUUGAAGAAAGUUCCAACCUGGCAUUCGACUGUUUUUCAAGUGGACGUUUCUUGGCGAAAUUCUCGAAAUUAGUAAUUAUUGGUUAGUGUAAUGUAAAUGUUUCAAUUCUAUUCGUUACAAGAAAAAGUUUGACGAUAUUUUCUUGCUAUUUUUUCGUGUGCGUGGAUGUGAAUAUUAAGGAAAUUCGCAGUUCAUUUGGAUCAGAGCAAUUGCCUGCAACACACAUCAAACCAAGUCUGUCAAACUUGUCAAAGCAGCUACUUCAUCGAUUCGGCACCUGAUAGUUCCAGCUAUAACAGAAAAACUUAUUAAACAGAAGCAACGAACCGCAAUGGAAGAAAUCUAGUUACUGCAUUACAUGCCCAGUCCAUUAGUACUAAUAACAAUACACUGAUAAGCAACAAAGCAUUAGCUAAACAAGAAUUAUACGAAAUGGCUGCGCCUUUUUCAAGUAAUACGUCAUUUCCAAAUAACAACAAUAAUAAUAACAAUAAUAAUGACGGUUGGGGAGAUAACUGGGGUGAUUGGGGGGAAGCGCCGAUUGCGCAACCAAAGCAGACUCAACCCCCACAAUCACCAGCUAGCAACAACCAGAGAUACUUCCAACCGCAACAACCGUAUCCUCAGCAUAUGGACCAGAGCAACAGAAAUUUCAUGCUUGGUUCUACGCAAGGAAACCAGCAGCCUAUGAGCCAUCAGAACUACUCAGGGCCAUCAUCAUCGAUGCAGCAGCACUUUCAACCCCCUUUUCAACACCAACCGUAUAAUGCACCGCAUCAGCAGCAACAACACCCGUACGUACCGCCUACAGCCCCAGCAGCUUAUUUCAACCAAGCACCUCCGAGGAUUCCGUCUUAUCCUUCUGCUUCAACCCCUCAACCUUUGCAAAACCAAGCAACCAAUCAAUCGUUCAACCAAACCAUUUCCGAUAGCUUCAAUACCAGCAAUAGCGACAGCUGGAACUGGAGUGUACCGGAAAAUCAACCAGCACCAAGUCCCGUAACACAGCCGACUGUCGAGUCGCAUGCCCAACAAAACGCACUUCAGGACAGCUAUAAUCAGAGCUACUCGCAAAACAUCUCUCCCAACAUCUUCAGUUUACCUGGUGGCGCAAAUAAUACUCAGCAGCAACCUCUACAGCAGCAGCAAGCGCAACCUCCUAAGGUCCAGGCUGCCCAAAUAACUCGUCUUAAAAAUGAAACGCUUUCCCCGCAGUGGUCCAUUGAAAGUCAAGUGUCUCAAACUUCCAGCGAUCGGUCGAUUGAAAGUGGUGAAAUUGCCGAAAGCAGAAGCUCCAAUACCUUGCCGUCCGACGACGGAUCAUCUGGUAGACAGCCUACUCUGCCACAGCAGCUGGAAAAUUAUGAAAAUAUUGGUUCCUACGGUGGACAAUAUGCCGCCCAAGGGGUUCAAGACGUUCCGGAUAAGCUAGACGAAACAUUAAAUUCACUUAGUGUCAAACAAGAACCAGCAAACGAGGAGAAGCGUGCAGAUACUUACAGAGAAUCUUCUUUUCCACCGCCUCCACCAUCAAUUGCUAGCAAUCAACAAACCGAUGGUGUACCACCUCCUAAAGCAGCGUCAAAAACACCGCCUUUACCGCCACCUCCAACUGAAAGCGGACCACCUCCAGCGGCUCUUAAAGGCUCAGCUGGCAACCCAUUCAAGCGGGUAGGCCAACGAGCGCACAUAUCCACACCCGGUUUAGCCUCUAAACCAUCUGUUCCGGUAAACCCAAAUUAUUUCUAUCCAAAUCCUUCACAAGAGUUAGCCAACGUGGAAAACCCCACUCCAGAGAAUCUAGAAAUCCCCGAUUCUCGGGUGGAAAACGUCGAAAAUUUAGAACUUGCUCCAAGCAACGAUCGGAAUCAGUAUUUGCAAACAGGCCAUCUUUCGGAGGAAGGCUACAUUGGGCCUCAACCGGCGUCGAGUCGACAAAUUGAGCAACAAAACGGCGAGGACAGCCUUCCACCGCCUGGUCUCUCGCGCUAUGUUCCCGGGCAACAACAAUCCGAAAUCAACGCCUCGCUAACAAAUCAAAACUUUCCAGAGCCGCCUCCUGGACUUGAUCGUAUGAUCCCUGGAACUGAUCUCGAAAAUGCAACCGAUAUGAACAUGGACCGUCAAAUUGACGGCGAAGUAUCCGAUUCGGCAUCGAACAGUAUCGUUCGCUCUAGUAACUUUCAAACUGUUUCUUCAUCCCAGCACCAUGAGCAUCAUCAUCAUAUUCACCAUCAUCAAGAAGAAAUUAGUGAUCGAAAUUUAUAUUUAGUGCCCGGGGAGAGUGAUACCCAUCAUAACCAACAACGCUUCAUUCCCGGCGUGGAAGAUGAUCGAUCCACACAAAUGAGCAUAGGUAGUAGCAGUUACGCUGCGCCACUCCCACCCAUAGGGGAUAGUACAAUAAACGAGGAGCAACGUGAGCUAGUGAUGGAUGGUGAAAAUCCUCACGACCCCCCGCAACAGCAGCCAACUCACGUUGACAUCGGUCGUAACGAGCCAAUCGAAGGGGAAAAUACCACAGAUGAACCCAUUAAUGCUACAAUUGUUCCAACAGGUGGUGGUGCUGCUAAUGUAGGAAUCGUUGAAACGGACUCGAACCUUACGCUAGAGACAGCUCGCCGAAAUCCGUCCAAUACAUCGACCGCAGAUGAAAGCGAGAAGGAUCGUUCAGCGUUCUACGGAAAGGGUAAGAUGUCGCGCCGCGAUGAGGAUCCUUUGCGGCGAUCGAACAAAAGUAAAAGCUCGAGGGAUCGCUACGAUACGGAGGAUUCCGAUUAUAGUGAUCGCGAGAGAAGGCGACACGAACGGGAAGGAAGCGGUGCAAUGGAUAGGGAACGUCGAAGAGGCGGCGAUCGGGACGGCGGCGAUAAGGAACGAAGGAAAGAUGGCGGACGAGAGCGAGAUAAAGAACGGGACUACGACUACCGGAACAGAGAUAGGAAUAGAUAUGAACGAGAGCACGAUCGGGAACGUGAUCGCUAUCGGCGUGGUGACAAGUAUGAUCGUGACAGUCGCUACGAAACUGAUGGAUCCAAAUACGAAACAGAACGCUCGGUUCGAUAUGAAAAGGAAGGAGAGGGUGGUAAGCGUUACAUGUCUCGAGAAGAGUACUAUAGAAAACGAGAGGAACGCGGUGGAGACGACCGCCGUUAUCGAAAAGAGAAAGACCGCGAUCGAGGAGAUCGCUACAGAGACGACAGAAAAAGAGAUGAUCGCUACCGUGAAGGAGGAGAUAAAAGACGCGAUCGCCACGAAAGACGAUAUGAUUAUGAGGAUUAUAGAACGGGUAGCCGUAAUGGUACUGACCGAGAUCGCGAGCGUGACCGUCGGGAACGCGAUGAGCGUAAAGAACGUAAAUAUCCUCAGGCAGCGGUAUAUGGUGCCGCCCCGUAUGGUAACACCGGAUAUUAUGAUCCAUACAGCUAUUAUACACAACACCAACAGUACUAUGAACAAUUGCGACGUACCAAUCCGCAAGCGUACGCCGAAUGGUACCGCACGUACUACAGUCAAAUUCAGUCAGCUCAAAUGCAACGAGAUUUGCUCACCAGCGACGGUCGCGAAUCGGUCCAUUCCGGACGCAGUUCGACUAACGAUAAGGAACGGUUGAAUCGCACGACACCGUUUCUUCAUCAGCCCAGUUUAUAUAAUCCGGAAGAUUACCACCGCCAUUUAAAUAAUCAAUCGCAGCCAUCCGGUGGAAUGCUCGAUCAGAGUUUUCUUAGCGAUGUGUCUGGUCUUCCGGCAACGUUGCCACCGUACCACCAUCAACAAGCCAUGGCAUUCCAGCAUCAGCAGCAGCAGCAAAAUCAACGAGCUACACCACUGGCACUGGACAGAUCUUACCAUGUCGAUAGGGGAUUUUACCAGCCAAGGGUGGAUAACACUGAUGGAUCAUUACGGCAAGAUCCUGCAGUGGCUAUGGAGGUAAUGGAACCGGAACGGUUGACACCUAGAAAAUUCCCGGAAAUACACCCUAUUGUCAGCAUUUCUUGUGGAUUGUUGAUCACAGCAAAAAAUCGACUAACCAUCAAUGGGACAACGGAUUUGGUGAAAAUUUUCAGUUUAGGUGCUCACGAACCGACACGAAAGUUGUUUCAAACCUAUCCGGGUCCAUUGAUAAAGGACAAGACCCAUAAAAAGUCUGUGAUUGAGUUCUGCGAAGAACAACUACGUUGUGGGCCGUCUUCCUUUGCAGGUCAAGGGCUUGUGAAAUCUCGAGGCAACUCGAUCAAUAGUCUACACUCGUUAGGAUCCACCGUGAAUCGAGGAUCAUUUGCCCUGCUUUGGAGUUACAUUAUUUUACUGUUAAGACAAAAUGGGACGUUCGUUGGGACAGACAUUUCUGAGCUGCUCAUGAAUAACAAGCGCGAAUUCCCUUUCGAUUCGCAACACAGCAGUGCUAGAUCGACGAACCUCAGUGGCAGGAAUUCUUCUUUAUCAGCUACCGAUCGCAAACCACGUGAAAUCGAUGGUGAAAGACGUUUCGAUGACGACGAAACAGAAAAUAACGCAGAUUACUUAUCGGGAGAAACUGAUCGAGUACCGUUGCUGGAGAAAAAAGAACAGUUCAGCGAAUCGGAGAUAACAGACAAAUUCCGUAACUAUCUGAUUUAUGGUAAUAUAACUGACGCCCUGGAAUGGGCUACCGAAAACAACCUGUGGGGACACGCUCUGUUCCUUGCAUCUAAAGUUGACUCUCGACAACAUGCUAAUGUUAUGAUGAAAUUCGCCAACAAGCUAACACUAAACGAUCCACUUCAGACGCUGUACCAAUUACUCAGUGGGCGAACCCCGUCUGCAGUAACCUGUGUACAGGAUGAAAAAUGGGGUGAUUGGCGACCGCAUCUAGCCAUGCUGGUGUCUAAUAGUUCCGCCAAGCCGGAGCUUAUUAAGAAAUCUAUUACAACGCUAGGAGACUCCCUGUACAAUCGAGGCGAUCUGUACGCCGCUCAUUUCUGCUAUCUACUAUCAGAUGUGGCUUUCGGAAGGUUUUCUGAUGUAAAACCAGAUGCUGGCGCCACAAUAACUGCCACUACCUCCGUGCGUCUGAUUUUGCUAGGAUCCGCUCAUCUGCAGCGUAACUUCAAAGAAUUCUCUACCAACGAAUCGAUCAUGAUGACGGAAAUUUACGAGUAUGCACGAUCACUAAACGAGGAACGCUACACGAUUGUUGAGCUGCAGUACUACAAAUACUUGCUGGCCUGUCGCAUGUUGGAUUAUGGAAUGCAACUAAAAUGUUUGCUCUAUAUGGAACAAAUCGCCGAACAAAUCCGGCUCGAUCCUUACCGAUUCGAUGUGGAGUUUAUCAAAAAGGUUUAUACGCUGGGCGAUAGACUCAAGUAUUACGAUCCCGUACUCGAGAAAGCAUUGGAUGAAUCAGUUGAUAACACAGGCCGUGGAAAUGUGUACUCCAACGUAGAAGAUCCUGUCUGGCUGCAGCAAUUAAGCGCAAUAUUGAAUAAUUAUAAUACAACAGAUGCAAGUAACUACAGAAACAUGCCCGUGAAACAACAGUUACAGGAAUAUAGCACUGAACAGUACGGUGAAUAUCCGGGUUACAAUACAGAAACUCAACAGCAAGCACAACCAAUCGGACAGGAACAACCGUACGGUUUGGAUCAAUCGGACAUAAAUAAACAAUUUACAGAGAUAAAUCAGCAACUUGGACAGCUGAACCUACAGUACACUGAAGGUUACGAUCAAAGACAACCACAUACUCCUACCCAUCACCAGUACGAUCAUCAAACCGCUGCACCCAGCUAUGAUCAAGGAUAUGACUCGAUCAAUCAAUCGUCAUUAUUAGACGAUAAUCAGUAUAAACAGCAGCAAAUGGAACAACAGCAUCAAACACAUGCUUACGGAUAUGAUGGAUCAUCGGGACAACCGGGCAUUUUCGUCCCGGCCCCUGUAGCUAACUCGGAAACUCAACAGCAUGCCAAUCCGUACGACUACUGGGGAUCGAAUCCCGAGAUGCCAAAACCCUCCAUCACAAUGCCCAAUGCAGUUUCUAACCGCCCGGGUUACGACAGUGAGGAAAGCAAGUCAUCACCCAAACGCGGAUCCUCCGAUCAAGUGCAGAAUCAAUCUGUCACUGCUGAACAGACGAAAAUAAGUAGCGAACAAUCCAAAAAGGGUCCACCUAGUAAGGAUAACAAACCCGUAGGCAACACUCAAAGCAACAAUUCCGGCUGGUUCGGUGGAAUUUGGAAUAAAUUAUCUUUGAAGCCCAAAAACCAGAUGAUUCUUCCAGAUGAUAAAAACCCUACGAUUGUAUGGGAUCCGGAAACAAAACGAUGGGUGAACACAGAAACAGAUGCUACUGAGGAAGAAGCCUUCAAACCACCACCGAAAAUGUCCGACAUAAUGCCAGGUGCUGCAGUGCCACCAUCAGCAGGUCAAAUUCCAAUGCCGAUUGAAUCUACACCAGCACCAGUACCAGCACCAUCGAACGUAGCCUAUGGAACAGUGCCACAGGGGAGCAACAACGAAUCGAUCAAUCAACUGUCGUCAACCGUUCCGAGUGGAACUCAUCAACCGGCUCCCAAACUGGGUGAACCAACAAAGGUCCCAAACUUACAGUCAAAUAUGUUUAAAAUGCAAAGAAACCGAACUCUUAAGAAAUCCUACGUCGAUGUGUUCAACCCAUCAGGCGCGGCACCAAGUCGACCGGUGGAACCGAUCUUGGCUCCAACAGUUCCGACAAUUAGUACACCCCAAGGUGGCUUUUUUGUUCCUGGGCCUGCUCCCAUGGGCGGACAACAGACUGAAAACCCGGCGGAGGGAGUGCCUCAGUUCUAUAAUCCAAAUCAAUAUGCUGGUGCGUACCAACAGUAACCACCACAUGGUGAGUAGGGAAAAUCGUAGCGUGCUGGAACUUCGCUGUUAAAAUUUCAACCAGCUGAGAAGGCAAUUAAUAACGAUAAAGGUCCUGUAGAAGAACAAAGUGUAUUUGUGCGUCUGUAAUAUAAUCGUGUGCUGACCAAGGAAUGCCGAUAGAAUGUUUAGAGUGGAUGCAGUCUUUGUUUUGUACAUGUUCAUUUUGUUUAUGUAUAGCAAUAAAACGUAAAAAAUUAAUGUUUACCUACAUCGUUACAGCAGCCAGAUUAUUUUUUAUGCUAGAAAAUACAUUCUUGUCAGGAUUAGUUAAUUGGUUGCUUUUUACGCUAUUGUUAGAAAUCAGCUGAGAUCGAUAUAUUUCUUCUACUUGUUUAUCGGAGUUGCCUUUCAGUAAUGUGCUCCGUCUUGUUAGGUAUUUUGUGAAAAGCUGUAUGUAUUAUUUUUUCAUUUCCUUUUUUGUUUCUAUUUAGUUGGUACUUGUAAACUAGAAGAUUAGGUGCAGUAUGAUAUAAGCAGAAUAACAGGUCUUGCAAAGCACUUUAAAAAAGUUUGCUCGGUUUGAUAAUGAGUUUUGUGAUACGUAUUAUCAUUUUCCUUUGAUCAGAAUUUUAUUUUGGAUUCAUUUUUAUAUGUACGGUGCAACGAAUAAAUUUAUUUUAAUAUGGGCACUUAUUACAGAUAAAAGACAGUGAAACGCAGAGGGAUGACAACCCCAAAAUCAAAAUAAAUUAUUGAAAACUAUGACCGUACUUGAUCAGCGAACGUUAUAAAUUCAUACUAAAUGCAUCAAAUUCCGAAACUGGAUUCUGUUGUAAAACUGCGUUCCUUCAUCGUAUGCAUUUAUGACGUUUUCUGAUUGCAAAUAUGAUCAAUCAAUAUAUUAGAUAAUUAUAAAUAUGUUUCAGUUAGGGUUUCGAGUGUUUUAAAACUAGUAAAUUAUUCCACAGAAGGAAUAGUGAAGGAAACCACGCGCAUUGUAAAUUUAUUCAUUGAAACAAAAAACUAUUCAAGUUGAAAAUACACAUAUUAACCAAAUACACUUCAGGUCACUUUAAAAA